AAGCUUAAGUCAUCCCAGAAGGACAAGGUCCGCCAGUUUAUGGCAUGUACUCAGGCUGGGGAAAGAACUGCUAUCUACUGCUUAAUGCAGAAUGACUGGAAACUAGACGAGGCCACGGACAGCUUCUUCCAAAACCCAGACUCAUUCCACAGGGAAUCCAUGUGGAACACGGUGGACAAGAAGAAGCUGGAGCAGCUGUAUGGCAGGUACAAAGACCCACAAGAUGAAAACAAAAUUGGAAUUGAUGGGAUCCAACAGUUUUGUGAUGAUUUAAACCUAGAUCCUGCUAGUAUCAGCGUUUUGGUCAUAGCAUGGAAGUUCAGGGCAGCAACUCAGUGUGAAUUUAGCAAAAAGGAAUUUGUAGAUGGCAUGACAGAGCUUGGGUGUGAUAGCACAGAAAAGCUAAAAGCUCUUCUGCCAAGAUUGGAACAAGAGCUUAAGGACACAGCGAAGUUUAAAGAUUUUUAUCAGUUUACCUUUUCCUUUGCUAAGAAUCCUGGGCAGAAAGGUUUAGAUUUAGAAAUGGCUGUUGCAUAUUGGAAGCUAGUAUUAUCGGGCAGGUUUAAGUUUCUAGAUCUCUGGAACACAUUCUUACUGGAGCAUCACAAAAGAUCGAUUCCAAGGGACACUUGGAACCUUCUACUAGAUUUUGGAAACAUGAUUGCAGAUGACAUGUCCAACUACGACGAGGAAGGAGCGUGGCCUGUUCUCAUAGACGACUUUGUAGAAUAUGCGCGGCCAGCAGUCACAGGGGGAAACAUGGCUCUUUCCAGGCAGAAAAUUAAGAUGGAUUGAGAGUGCAAAAUGAAUUGCGUCCUGCAGGGGGACGUUUUGGUCUGCUGCUGUGCACGUUUGUUGCUGAUUUCAGAGGACAGCCUUGCCUCGUCACGAAACUGGAAUAACCAUCUUAUUCUGGAUAACGAUGAGCGUGGCUGAUUUGGGACAUCAUAAGAAGUUCCUCAGAAGAUAACAGCUUUGGAGUGUUUGGAGACUUGCCAUCACAGCUGUUGCUUUAGGAGAUUUCUGCAUGGUUUUUGUAUUUACAAAAAAGUAACAUCAAGCCUGUUUGUAGGAUUGCAGAGCAUGCCAUUUAAUUCAUGAUGUAAGGUGUACACCAGCAAUUAUCAGAACUCCUGCUAAGUUAUAUUGUAAUUACACUUAAAAAACAGUAUUGUGUCCUCAGUAGAAUGUCACAUUUUUAUACAAGUCAGAGCUGUUAAAAAUGUGCCCUAAGGAAGAUGAUCUUGUCAGAGUCUAAUGUUUUUUUAAACUUGGUACAAGGAAUUCAAGAUUUAUAUUUUUUGAAUUAUCCAAUGUCUAGGUUUAUGAGAUCUAUUUUUGUUCUCAUUUCUCUAGGUGUUCAUCUGAAAAUCACUUUAUAGUUUUUAAUACACCACUACAGUUUGCACAGUGGUGGCCCACGUAGCGUGUGAUUCCAGCAGAGUUUUGUU
Molecule: messenger RNA, 1451 nt
Organism: Galeopterus variegatus (Sunda flying lemur)
Lineage: Eukaryota; Metazoa; Chordata; Mammalia; Dermoptera; Cynocephalidae
Gene: DCUN1D2
Product: DCN1, defective in cullin neddylation 1, domain containing 2
Exons: 6
Coding region: 40-795 (251 amino acids)
Biological process (GO): positive regulation of ubiquitin-protein transferase activity; protein neddylation
Cellular component (GO): ubiquitin ligase complex
Molecular function (GO): cullin family protein binding; ubiquitin conjugating enzyme binding; ubiquitin-like protein binding
Source: RefSeq, a predicted model, not a curated record